Daphnia magna is the source of this 772-nucleotide messenger RNA. It is a transcript of the gene NC2beta, whose product is annotated as protein Dr1. Gene Ontology annotation, cellular component: negative cofactor 2 complex. Lineage: Eukaryota; Metazoa; Arthropoda; Branchiopoda; Diplostraca; Daphniidae. The transcript has 4 exons. Gene Ontology annotation, molecular function: TBP-class protein binding; protein heterodimerization activity; core promoter sequence-specific DNA binding. Bases 173 to 730 code for a protein of 185 amino acids. Gene Ontology annotation, biological process: chromatin remodeling; negative regulation of transcription by RNA polymerase II; RNA polymerase II preinitiation complex assembly. The record is from RefSeq and is a predicted model, not a curated record.
UUACAUGGAGUUCUCAAACCAUGUAAUCUAUGACUCUUGCUAUGGUUGUUAAAAACCUUAUUUUGGACUUCUGCUUUUCUUCAUAACGAAAAAAAAAAUAACAAAUAAAAAAAAAUAAACAAAUAUCCGCGUUUCACUGUUAUUAUAAAGGUACGCUUUAACGAAAAAUUCGAUGUACAUGCUAUGUGCAUUCUUCAACACAUUUUGGCAAACACUAAAAAUGGCAGAAGCUGUACCAGAAGAAGAAUUGACCAUUCCAAGAGCAGCUAUGAACAAAAUGAUAAAGGAGAUUGUACCCAGUGUCCGAGUUGCUAAUGAAGCCAGAGAGCUGAUUCUGAAUUGCUGCUCAGAAUUCAUUCACCUUUUGGCCUCAGAGGCCAAUGAAAUCUGUACUCAACAACAGAAAAAGACUAUAAAUGCAGAGCACAUCCUUGGAGCAUUGGAUAGACUAGGGUUCAAUGAUUACCGCACUGAUGCUGAGGCAGUUUUAAAAGAUUGUAAAGCUGUUGCUGCCAAGAGAAGACGUCAAAGUACAAGGCUGGAAAAUCUAGGAAUUCCAGAAGAAGAACUAUUGAGGCAGCAGCAGGAAUUGUUUGCAAAAGCUAGAGAAGAACAAGCUGCUGCUGAACAACAGCAAUGGCUCCAGCUUCAAGCUGAGGCCCAAAUGUCCUUACAGCAGCAACAACAUGGGGAUGCUCUAUUAAAUUCAGAAGAUGGAGAAUAUUCUUAAUUUUUUGUGUGAUUUGACCUAAUACAUUCUUUGAUUUCUAGA